CAUGACCAGUUCUGGAAAAUGCGGAAUGUAUUAAUUUUGGUUUCACACUGAAUGUCAAAAUUGGUAACUUAGCUUCCUCUUCUGACCUCCAAAAUCGCGUGUACCGGUUUGUGAUUGCUCUUGUUAGUUGACUUAUUAAGAAAAAAUGAGCUCGGCAUUAAAUAAAAAAGUACUAAAUGAAAUAGCAUUUAGUUUCAAGCUUGCGGAGGGACGCAAACCAGAGCAGACUAAGUCGAUUCGAGCACCAGCCCAUCUUCAAUAUAAGUUUUCCGUUCAAAAUGAAGCUAGGUCAGUUGGUCAGAAGAGUUUAGGAAAUUCUCAAGACUUUAGUAAAAUGCUUUCCAAAGCGAAGUUGGAGCCCAACAUGCUAAAGAAGCGAGCCAGAGAGCCGGAGUUAACAAAUCCAGUUCAAACCAAGAAAGUAAAGCAGGACAAAUUAAACAGCAUUGAACCUGAACCAAAAACGAAAACAAAGCAAACUCCUCUUCAAAGUGUAGCUGUUGGAAGGGACCCGCAGCCAACAAAGCAGACAAAGACUUUCCCACCAAUACAGGCCAAAAAAAUAAAACAAGGCGCAUUAAAGGACACUCAACCUGAUCGAAAAACGGAAAAAGAAAAGGUUUAUCCGAAUGUACCUGUUGCACAAGUUAAGCCAAAAUCGUCCAAAGUCAGUAAGACUGUUCACAGAAAUGAGCCGGGCGCAUUGAAACGGCCAUCGACUUCGCCACCAUUACCGGUCCAGAAAAUAAAGCAAGACGAACCUCAUCCAAAAGGGAAGACAAAACAAAAGCGUCAAUUAAAUGUCCCUGAUGGAAAAGAUAAGAAAAAGUCGACUAAGGCCAAGAAGAAUGUUAACACAAAGAACAAUUUUGUACCAACCGCGAAGGAUUUCUCCGGUCCAAGAACAGAUGCGGAUUUUUGUUGUUUGGAAGAAGUUGAAGAUGGCUCACCAUAUGGGGAGGAUUCGGAUCCCCUGUUUUCUGAUGAUUCGUACAGCUUAGAUUCAGAUUCAAUCGUUUCGCAUGAUGAAAACGUAAUGGAGUUAGGGGACGAACAAUCAGAUAGUUCGGGCAUUAUGUCUGACGAACAAUUUCCAGAAAUAUGUGUGAUAGAUGCUACUGGUCAAUGUGAAAGCGUCGCCCAACUAGAGUUACUUAGCCCAGUUACAAACGAAUUGGGAGCUUGCGACGAUUGGCUGCAUAUACCAGAUCAGUCAUCAGAGUAUAUUGUUAAUCAUAUACCUAUUGUAACUGAAACCGAAGGUGAGGAUGUCCAAGCUGAACAAUCUGAUGCAUCAAGUGACAUUUCUAUGGAGGACGACGCAUCGGUAGAGGAUCUAAAUAUCAAUGAAAGCCCUAGCUCAACCUUAACCAAGGAUUUAACAUCAUCAGAGUAUAUUGUUAAUCAUAUACCUAUUGUUGCUGAAACCGAGACUGAGGAUGUCCAAGCUGAACAAUCUGCCGCAUCAAGUGAGAUUUCUAUGGAGGAUGACGCAUCGGCAGAGGAUCUAAAUAUCAAGGAAACCUGUGAGGAUUUCACAUAUCCGGCAAGUGGUCCAACCAUUGAGAAUGCCAUUGUAACAAUCAGCGAAAAUCCAGCGGAUCUUCAGUUAAGCGGUUUGUUCGAGAACAGUCCAAAAGCAAAUCUUGUUUUGGCGGCUAUAAAAUACGACUUGGAGAUAUAUGGCUCAGUUGUAGUGACGCUAUUGGCAGGAAAUAUCGAAGUGAACGGCUUUAAGCUAAGAAAACUCUUGCCAGAGACAAUUUAUUCUCCAAAGGGAUUUAGUAAGGUGGUACUUUCUCCUAUUCCUCGAAAGAAAACUGGUAAAGGCGAUAUAAAUUUGGAUCAGCUCCACGACUCGUUCUCUAAAGCGCAAAUUGGUAAUAUAUUGAGCAAUUAUGAUGAAAAGACAGACGCGCUCGUUCUGUUGCAGCGAAAUAGUGGUGCCCAGAAAAUGAUGAAUAUUUUUUCAAAACACAUUGCUGAGAAUUUAUUUCCACAUUUAAACAUCUUGUCUUCAUCUCGACCAAUUGGCGCCAGCGAGUAUUUGCUUCAUUGCCUAAUACAAAUCGCUGCUAAAGAUGGAGGCUUGCAGGUGCCAGCGCAAUGGAAAAAACUAGCGCUAAAAAAUAAUAGCCGAAUGAUGAUAACUGGCGGAAAAUCCGUGGGUAAAUCAACGUUACUUAGGUAUGUGUUGAAUCGUCAUUUGACACAGUUUCCUCGCAUUCUUCUAAUCGAUUUGGACAUUGGACAGCCUGAAAUAUUUGUUUCGGAGACAGUAUCAUGCACAAUAAUUGAUAAGCCACUAUUGGGACCAGGAUUUUUCUUAAAUAAACAGCCAGACAGAGCCUUCGCUGUAGGGCAUAUAAACAUUGUAAUGUGUGCCAAACAAUACCUCCGAGCGGUUAGCCAAUUGUUGGAAUAUUGCCAAAAGAACGCCCACUUUGCUGGAAUACCUUGGCUAAUCAAUACUAUGGGCUAUAACAGGGGCUUCGGCUUGGAACUGAUGAGUUUGUUAAUUAACCAUGUUAAACCCAGUGAUGUGGUGCAAAUUGAAAGCUCAAAAAUUAUAAAUAAUUUCGAUAGUCUGCUGGAUUGGCAAACAGUGUCCAAUGUAAAGCGUAUUAUCUUCAGUACCGACGAAUUCAGUACUACUGCUGUGCCUAAAUAUAAUCUACACCAUCUUCACAGUGCCGUUCCGAGUAAGGAAGAAUCCAACUCAAAGGCUAGGAAUAUGAGCGCACAGGAUGUGCGCUAUGCCAACUUAUUAGUACGUCUGAGUGCUGCCCUCAAAGGCAAUGCCGAAUGCCUUACGAACUGCACACCGUGGAGUGUACCUUUGGAUGAUAUAAAAAUCCAGCAUUUGACAUCUGGUGAAUAUUCCCGAAGUGAGAUUAUAUAUGGCAUGGAGGCGAAUAUAGUUUUUCUGUGCAUCAAACGUAAGGAAAAGAAUGAGUUGGCGCCGGAGUGUAUAGGCAUCGGCGUGGUGCGUGCCAUUGACUAUGAGAAGAACAGAUUAUAUUUAAUCCCAGCCAUGCCGAUUGGACGUUUAGCUGAUAUAAAUUCCUUAGUCCUGGGUGGCGAUGUGACCCUACCUCAGAGCUUCUUUAAGGAUCAAGGACCCGAUGUGGCGAACAGUGUUCCGUUUGUUUCUAUAAUGGACGACUCGAAGUCGUCGAAAAGCAUUAAACAAAUAUACUUCCGUCGCCAUUGAUCUGCACUGAUCAUCAGGCUAGCAUAAAA
Molecule: messenger RNA, 3243 nt
Organism: Scaptodrosophila lebanonensis
Lineage: Eukaryota; Metazoa; Arthropoda; Insecta; Diptera; Drosophilidae
Product: polynucleotide 5'-hydroxyl-kinase NOL9
Exons: 3
Coding region: 146-3214 (1022 amino acids)
Biological process (GO): cleavage in ITS2 between 5.8S rRNA and LSU-rRNA of tricistronic rRNA transcript (SSU-rRNA, 5.8S rRNA, LSU-rRNA)
Cellular component (GO): nucleus
Molecular function (GO): polynucleotide 5'-hydroxyl-kinase activity
Source: RefSeq, a predicted model, not a curated record